AGCUGACGUCACAGGGCCUCGUCCAGUCACAUUAGAGCAGCGGACAUCAGAGGACAAAACGAGCGUCCGGAGCCAGCCGGCUGGUUGGGGGGGCAGUUGGAAGCGCUGCGCUCAUCUGGUUCGUCCGAGUCAGCGAGACCUUAGUGGGAAAUGAAGAGACUCAUGCCGUUAUACCGGGGCCUGUGCUCCAGGGCGAGGCCAAACUCUGCGCUUGUCGGUUCUCGAUGCGGGUUUUGCGGAACUCAUAGCAAGCCACAGCCAAACUUUGGCUUGUUGUUUGACAUCGAUGGCGUGCUCCUCCGGGGAAGGAAGCUGAUCCCUGCCGCCAAAAAGGCCUUUGAGAAGUUGGUGGAUUCAAAGGGACAUUUUGCAGUGCCACUGGUUUUCGUGACAAAUGCUGGGAAUUGUUUAAGGCAAACAAAAGCAGAUCAGCUCUCACACAUCCUUGGAGUAUCAAUCACACAAGAUCAAGUCAUUAUGUCUCACAGUCCAUUGAGGAUGUUCAAGAAAUUCCAUGACAAGUGUGUGCUGGUUUCAGGUCAAGGACCAGUCCUGGAAAUUGCCAAAAAUCUUGGCUUCAAUAACGUCAUUAGUAUUGACAUGCUGAGGGAAUCAUUCCCACUUCUGGACAUGGUGGAUCACAACAGGAGACCCAAACUACCGUCCAAUGCUGUGGGCAACCUUCCCAAGGUUGAGGCUGUGGUUCUGUUUGGGGAGCCAAUUAGAUGGGAGACAAAUCUCCAGCUCAUUGUUGAUGUUUUGCUCACUCAUGGGAAUCUCAGUAGCCUUCAUCAAUCUCAAAACGUACCUCACCUGCCACUGCUGGCUUGCAACAUGGACCUGAUGUGGAUGGCCGAGGCGCAGUCUCCACGAUUCGGCCACGGCACAUUUCUCGUGUGCUUGGAAAAUAUCUAUAAAAAGAUCACAGGUAAAGACCUCAAGUAUGAGGCUCUGAUGGGAAAACCAAGUGAGCUGACCUACCAUUUCGCGGAGUUCCUCAUCCGAGGGCAGGCCAUGCAGAGACAGUGGAAACGUCCCAUCACGUCCCUCUAUGCUAUCGGGGAUAAUCUCAUGACUGACAUCUAUGGCGCCAAUUUGUACAACCGCCACCUGGAGAUAAGAGCUGCGAGAAAGAGCCCCAAAGCCAAGAUGGCUGCCGCCACAGGCUCCACGACCACCGUGCCUGCGGAGGACGUCGUUGACAACACGUGGGAGAGCGAGCUCGCCUUGCCUGCCGCCACUUCCUGCAAGUCCGUUUUAGUGUGCACGGGCGUCUACAACCCCACGGCCGAGGUGCCCUCCGACGCCAGCCGCUGCAUCAAAGAGACCGUGUUCCACGGUCACAGGGACUUUCGAUUCGACCCCGCGCUGGUGGAGCCGGGCCACAUUGUGCAGGAUGUGGCUGAAGCUGUCGAGCUCAUUUUUGAGAAGGAGAAGUUUGCGCCUCAGUAGAUUGCGCUUGAGGAAGGGCGGACUCCCGCCUCUUACACGUUUUAACCUCUGCCGCUUAGCACUGGGAUUAGGGGGGGCAUGAAAACAAACAAACGAAAAAAAAAAAAAAUGAAGCUUCUGUUACGGUAAUAUGAACUUUUAAAUUGCUUUUGUCAUAGCUGGCUGCUUUUCCUUUACAUAACUGCCUUGUUUUACGCCAAUAUUUGUAGACCACAUUGAUGUUGGUAUUACUACAAAACAGUAUCAUCCUAUAUUUUUGUCAAGUGUUUAUUGUUUUUUUUUUUUCUGGCACUUCAAACAUUGGACCUUCUUUGUUGUUGAAACAAUCCUUUACCAUUGCAAUCGUUUACACAUUUUAACCCUUGAAAGUCUAUGCAUGACUAUGAGACAUUUGUACAUUGUUGGCUGUGCAAUAUUGUCCCCGAGUAGUUAUGCCUUGCGCGUAGUUGUGAGAGACGACCAGUGUUUUCAUCUUUGUUACACGUGACCCUGACCUACCUGUUUUUUUUUUAUACAUAUAAUCAAUAUUUGACUGAAGUGUUUCAUUUAUUGUAAAUAGUGUAACCCAAGAAAAUAUAAGGAAUCAUUGCAAAUGUGUGAUCACGUGCUUUUUAAAUCAGCAACGACAUGGAGCUCUAAAUACCUAGUAUUGUGCAGUGAAGAAAAGUAUUUGAACACCCUGCUAUGUUGCAAGUUCUCCCACUUAGAAAUCAUGGAUGGGUCUGAAAUUGUCAUUGUCCUGAAUCAGAGGCACCUGUGUGAGGUCAUUAGCUGCAUAAAGACACCUGUCCACUCUAUACAAUCAGUAAGACUCAAACUUGUAACGUGGCCAAGACCAAAGAGCUGCCCCAAGACACCAGAGACAAAAUUGUACAACUGCACACGGCUGGAAAGUGCUACGGAGAAAUUGCCAAGCAGCUUUUUGGUGAAAAAAGGUCCACUGGUGGAGCAAUCAGUAGAAAAUGGAAGAAGCUAAACAUGACUCAAUCGUUGUGGACCCCAAUGCAAGAUGCAGUUUCACCUUGUGGGGUCUCAAUGAUCCUUAGAAAGGUGAGGAAUCAGCCCAGGACUACACGACAGGACUUGGUCAAUGACCUGAAAAGAGCUGGGACCACUGUUUCCAAGUAGACUGUUGACUUAAGACGUCACGGUUUGAAAUCAUGCAUGGCACGAAAGGUUCCUCUGCUUAAACCAGCACAUGUCAAGACCUGUCUUUAAUUUUGCCAAUUACCAUUUGGAUGAUACAGAGGAGUCAUGGGAGAAAGUUUUGUGGUCAGGUGAGACCAAUAUGGAACUUUUUGGUCAUAAUUCCACCCACCGUGUUUGGAGGAAGACGAAUGAUGAGUUGCAUCCAAAGAUUACCAUGCCUACUGUGAAGCAUGGGGGGUGGUAACAUCAUGCUUUGGGUGGGGGUUCGGCACAUGGGACAGGACAAAUGCACUGUAUUAAGGAGAGGAUGACCGCAGCCAUGUAUUGUGAGAUUUUGGGGAACAACCUUUUUCCCUCAGUCAGAUUAUUGAAGAUGGGUCGUGGCUGGGUCUUUCAACAUGACAAUGACCCGAAGCACACAGCCAGGAAAACCAAUGAGUGGCUCCGUAAGAAGCAUAUCAAGGUUGUGGCAUGGCCUAGCCAGUCUCCAGACCUAAACUCAAUAGAAAAUCUUUGGAGGGAGCUGAAACUCCGUGUUUCUCCGCGAUAGCCCAGAACCUUGUCUGAUCUAGAGAAGAUCUGUGUGGAGGAGUCGACCAAUAUCCCUCCUGCAGUGUGCAAACCUGGUGAACAACUACAGGAAACGUUUGACCUCUGUAAUUACAAACAAAGGCUACUGUACCAAAUAUUAAGAUUGGUUUUCUCAGGUGUUCAAAUAGUUAUUCGCUGCUGUAUCACACAAAUAAAUCGAUUAAAAAAAAAAUCAUACAUUGUGAUUUCUGGAUUUUUAGUCUUAGAUUCUCUCUCACAGUGGACAUGCACCUACGAUGACAAUUUCAAACCCCUCCAUGAUUUCUAAGUGGGAUAACUUGCCAUAUCGUAGGGUGUUCAAAUACUCAUUUUCUUCAUUGUAUGGAUGGAAUAAUUUUAAGGUACCAUAGAUAUAAAAUGGGUUUUAAAUGAUAAUCAAAAUCACAUUGUGAGUCAACUCAGCAUUUAGAAUCAUUUACUGAUUGCCGAAAUUGGAGGGAUUUCUUUGGAUUGCCUUCAAGUGGAAGAAAAUAAGGGCAUAUCUCGAGUUUUUUUCUUUUAAUUUCUUACAGAAGAGAAUCUCCUCCAUUGGUGUUCUUAGUGUUUGAAUGAAAUGUGUUC
This is a messenger RNA of Syngnathoides biaculeatus (alligator pipefish), 3753 nucleotides long. Its product is annotated as haloacid dehalogenase-like hydrolase domain-containing 5. The record is from RefSeq and is a predicted model, not a curated record. Gene Ontology annotation, biological process: glycerophospholipid biosynthetic process. Lineage: Eukaryota; Metazoa; Chordata; Actinopteri; Syngnathiformes; Syngnathidae. The transcript has 8 exons. Gene Ontology annotation, cellular component: mitochondrion. Bases 151 to 1452 code for a protein of 433 amino acids.